GUUCAGUCAGUUGAGAGAUAUUGUUGUGCUGUACCUGUUUCAUAUUUGUCAUGUCUUAUUACAUGUGGGUAAUAUUAUUGCUCGCUGUUGCAAUCAAUGGACGAAUUAUACCAAGAAACCCUUUGGAGAAGAAUAUUCUCAGUUUCUUGACAAAAUGGCAAGCAGACAUGUUAACGAUUCCGUCGCUAAAAUCUUUAAAAAUUCCGCCAGUCGAAUAUAACUAUCAAGGAAGAGGAAUUAAGAUGGAUUACUCGAUUGGCGACAUGGAACUUACUGGUCUCAAGCAAUUUUCUAUCAAAAAUAUUGCUGCGUCAGAAAAAUCCUUAGAAGUAUCCUUAACAUUACUUUUUCCAGUCUUAACCCUUCGUUCUGAACAAUACAAAUUGACCGGCUGGGCUUAUUAUGUAUAUCCACUUAGAGGAUCGGGGAAGAUGAAUCUGGUCUUCCGAAAUUCUAUAAUUACCGCCACGGCGCGGUUUGCAUCUGACAGAGGCGGUACAAGAAUACACGAUUUCUUAUUAAACUUCGAUGUAAAACAAAUAGAGGUAAACACAUUUAACUCCCUAAUUCUCUUUUCUUAGAAUAUAGACAUCCAUCGAAAGAAUAUAAUCCUUUAAAUUUAACUCCUCUUAAAUAACUAAUUCGUUGAAAAUCUGUUACGAUGCUCUGACAUGUUCAAACAGAUAAAGAGAACGAAGUUAUAAGCAAUUCCUCAUCACAGUAAAACUCGGAAAGGAAUGUUUUUGACCUCGGUUUUUGUAACAUAUAUUUUUUAUAUCAUAAAAUUGCCGAGCAAGGCUUUAUAAAGUGAUUCAAUACCUACUUAAAAGCCUUAAGGUCCAUCUAAUAUUAUAAUGAAUACAUAAUAGAACUACGCUCACGUCGAUCCGACUUACCUCACCCGGGCCGGAUUUCAAAAGACACUUAAUUUGGUCUAAUCCGAGAAACGUACGUACGUGUUAUUAUUUAAUUAACUCACACAUAAAACGACACCGUCCCAUAGAUACAAAAACCUAUGCAUGUGGGAGUCAUAGGUGAUUAUGAAGCGUUUGUUUUAUAUAUUUAGCAAGAUUUUGCGGUAUGUGGCAAUAGUCCAGUCGGCAUUCAUAUUGAGCGGUUGCCACUUAGAACACUGUAACAGAAGAUCAUAUGACUGUUAUGCACGCUGCAGUCAACCUGCCCAAUGCUCACAACUAAUGCUUUAACCUAAGCGCAAAGCCUUAGCUGAAAACGUUCUGUGGCGUAUAUGGUGUUGCGGUGAGUUCUUAAACUUAACAUUAAAAUAGACCAGCGUAUGCGUGUCUGUAUUAGAGUACAGUAGUGUGUGUGUAUUUGGGUGUGUUUUUAUAAGGCUUACCUGAUAAAAAAAACUUUCAAUCUACCUGCUGGCUAAAUGUUAACAGUAGUCCAUGGACACCUGCAGCUAACCUUGAACAAAAAAGGCUACAAGUGGGUUGUCAUCUCUGAGGACUAAGACGAAGAAGAUCUGACAGUCUAUAAUUAUACUGGCUAUAUUCUUAAGACCUAAACACAUUAAUGCAAGCAAUGCUAUUUGGUGGCAGAAAAGCUAAGUGAGUGGUACCUACCCAGGCAGAAUCUCAGCAGAAAAAGGGUUCUAUCACCUAGUAGUGUGUGAAUCUGUUCGUAUGUUUGUGUAGAUGGAUUAACGACCUGAUAAGCCUUGCAUGAAGUCGAUGUAUGCUGGUGAUCGUGUUUUGUGAAAGUCCGUGGGGCUAGCAUAUGUUCAGGGAUGAAGUUAUGAUGGCAUAAAAUUAUGAUGAUAAUGAUGACGUAAUUUUGUCAGAGAACAGUAAAGUCUUACAAGAGUAAGUCUAAAAGCCUAAGACAGCGUCAGUGAUCGGUCGGGGCUAUAUGCGUAAUGCCAGUGCGUUCAGAGUAUUUGUAUAAUCUUUUUUAUUUUUUCAGGCUGAUCUCCAGAACAGUUCGUGGCCAAUAUAUGUAUUACUAAAUACUGAAGGCGCUCAAAUUCUUGCAGAAUAUCAUAGUACGAUAGUCAAAGCGCUGUGGGAUUAUGUUGUGCCCACCGUAAACGACUAUUUGUUAGAUGUGCCACCAUCACACCUUUUACAAAUCAUUGUGGAUUCUAAAUAAAUUAAUAUUCUA
This is a messenger RNA of Parnassius mnemosyne (clouded apollo), 2124 nucleotides long. NCBI's taxonomy places the organism in Eukaryota, Metazoa, Arthropoda, Insecta, Lepidoptera, Papilionidae. The record is from the annotation of a GenBank genome assembly.